GCGCCUCCCUUCAACUCCCCUCGGAGAGAGUCGCUCUCUAACCUCGUUUACUGUUUUUUUUACAUCAGAAACUCGAGGUCACGACACAAUGUCUACUGCGUCGAAGAUCGUCAAGGCCAACGGUGCCAAGCCCACCGAGUUCGAGGACCAGCUGGCCCUCCACCUCACCGGCAUUGAGGGUAAGGUCCCUGAGCUCGCCGCCGAGCUCAAGUCCCUGCACUUCACCGCCGCCGAGGAGGUCGAUGCUGGCAGCAACAAGCGCGCCAUCGUCAUCCGCGUCCCCGUCCCCCAGCUCAAGCGCUUCCAGAGCAUCUCCAGCAACCUCACCCGUGAGCUUGAGAAGAAGUUCGCCGGCAAGCACGUCGUCAUGAUCGCCAACCGCCGCAUUCUCCCCAAGGCCAGCCGCAAGCUUUCUCACAAGCAGCCCCGCCCCCACUCCCGCACUCUCACCGCCGUCCACGAUGCCAUCCUCAACGACAUCGUCUACCCCGCUGAGAUCUCCGGCAAGCGUCUUCAGUACAAGACCAACGGCAAGCGCCUCCUCAAGGUCUUCCUCGACACCACCGAGGCCACCCAGCUCGACCACAAGCUCGAGACUUUCUCUGCCGUCUACAAGAAGAUCACCGGCAAGGAUGUCGUCUUCGAGUUCCGCAAGCAGUAAAUUCGCCCCCUCCCAGGCGCUCCUCUCUGUUAGCUGAUCGAAUGCCACCCCCUCCAACUUCUGUUCGUGCCCCCGUCGUCUGCUCGUAGAAUCUUUCUUGGGUUUGUCGCGGUCAAGAAUAGAUUGUGUUUGAAUACAGCAGCCAAACCUGGUCGGGUGUCCCCUGUGUGUUGUGUGUGAUAUCUUGUGUUGUCUUUACCUAGCGCGCAUGGCCGGGGGGGGGGGCCGCGCCUCGUCUCUCCCUCCCUUUUUCUCGGGCGUGUGUAUGUAGCUGCCAGUCGGUGCGGUGCGCGCGCCCCCGCUCUUCUGCUCGACGCGGCACCGAGAGUGGUGUGAGGUGUGCAAGGGGGAGCAGACAGGGGGCCGGCCGGGUCUCGUUGCCUGCUUCCCCUGUUCUCGGGGGGGGAGGGCCGCGCGCCUAAUGGCGGCCCUCCCUGCUCCUCCUCUCUUUCCGUCUCCACCACCGGAGACGCCGCAAGGCUUUUGGAUGUGUGUUGUAGGGGUGUGCUUCGGGGGCCAGCAGAGCAUAGGCUGGGCGUCGGUGGCAAGGCGCGUCGCGCUGAAAGACUGAAAAGUCAGCCCUAGAAAGGGAGCUACGCGCGCUCUGUGGCCCUCCUCAACCAAGUGAGGGAACUUCUCCGCUGGCCUGCCUUCCGCUGCCUGCUGCCUGCCCAGUGGCUCGGCGAGGGGGGUCUGGUGUCUUGGCCCG
Molecule: messenger RNA, 1370 nt
Organism: Fonticula alba
Lineage: Eukaryota; Rotosphaerida; Fonticulaceae
Product: 30S ribosomal protein S7e
Exons: 5
Coding region: 89-661 (190 amino acids)
Biological process (GO): translation; ribosomal small subunit biogenesis; rRNA processing
Cellular component (GO): 90S preribosome; cytosolic small ribosomal subunit; ribosome
Molecular function (GO): structural constituent of ribosome
Source: RefSeq, a predicted model, not a curated record